Messenger RNA from Colletotrichum graminicola M1.001, 987 nucleotides. RefSeq lists its product as uncharacterized. The transcript is spliced from 2 exons. The record is from RefSeq and is a predicted model, not a curated record. NCBI's taxonomy places the organism in Eukaryota, Fungi, Ascomycota, Sordariomycetes, Glomerellales, Glomerellaceae. Bases 1 to 987 code for a protein of 328 amino acids.
AUGCCCAAAAGGGAGCUCUCGCCGAUCCUGCCGCACUUCGACAUGAUUGCACCGCCGCCGCCUGCUCGGCUUCAGCCGAACCCGGAAGACGAUGUCUUCGGCCCUUCACACGAACCCAAGUAUUCGCCCAUGUCGUUCCACUUACCCCGAAAGCCUUCGGCGUCGCCAUCAAUCACCACGGCAAGCGACACGCCGCCGAGAAUCCCCCCCAAGUCGAGGGCCCGGUCCCAUACGUCUAGCAGCACGGAAAUCAUGAAGGAGCGGAUUGCUUGCGCGAUGCUGGAAGUCGACAAACUUCAGCACGAAAUCGACUUGGUUAUGAAGCGUCAGAGCUGCUAUACCAACAGUCGACCUUCGACAUCUCAUUCGAUAGCACUGACGAUGCACGGCGGCUCCUUACCCACGGUCCCCGCCCUGCCGCCUGCAGCGCCAUCGUUCGCCGAGCGCCUAAACCCCGCGGUCGAGCGGCCUCACACAGCACCCCAGUCACCGGGCCACAUUCCCCACCGCGGUAUGAUUUUCGCCGCCGACGACACGGCUGCGUUCAUCACACCACCCCCGAGCCGUGGCAGGGAGACUCGACCCCUGCCCCCGCCCCUGCCUCUCGUUCUCCGUCCUCCGCUGCGGAAAAAGAAAUCAUUUUCGCGCGUCUCCAACUGGCUGUUCCCCAGUGGCGCAGCAGGACAGCACCAUCAGCGGAGCAUCAGCAGUGACUCCAUCACAAACUUUCCCCGCCCCGUCAAGGACCGCGAGGGCUUCUAUCAAUGCGUCAAGGCGCCGCAGGGGAGGCGCGCGAGCAUCGGGUCGAUGUCGACUGUGUCGACAAGCGAGUCGGAAGGUGGAUGCCAGACAGUUCCUACGGCCUGGUCGCCGAGCAGCACUCUAGCCACUAGAACGGAUGAGCUGCCGAUGGAGCGCCCCUCCACGUUUGGAAAGGAAAAUGGUGCCGGCGGUUCCCGGGGAACCAACUUUGCGGUGGCGUUUUAA